This is a messenger RNA of Cuscuta epithymum, 448 nucleotides long. NCBI's taxonomy places the organism in Eukaryota, Viridiplantae, Streptophyta, Magnoliopsida, Solanales, Convolvulaceae. The record is from the annotation of a GenBank genome assembly.
AGGACUCCUCAUUCAUCUUGGAAUGGGUGAUCAUUUCAAGGUGUUUGCAAUUGGAUUUUUGUUAGGAUGGUGCCAAAGACUGAUCAUGCAUCUUUGGAGAAGUCGCAAGCCUAAAUCUCCUAUGGAAGUAGAAUGGUCAACCAUUUCAGAAAAGUUUAAAAGAGACCUUCGAGAAUUAGGAAAAAAAUAUCCUGGCAUGAAGGACCCCAAUUAUGGUCGUGAAUUAUUAAAGCUCUAUAAAGAGUGGGAUCGUAAAAUGUCAGUAUUGGAGAAGGCUAUGUUUGAAGUGGAAGGGGAAGGUAUAUUGAACUUGUAAUGUGGAAUUGGCGUCACAUACACUACAAUUAGGGAUGGAUAUGGACUAGGUAUAAAAGGUGGGGACCGUUUGAAUAUGUUUCGAUUUGACUAUAGCAUAGAUUGUUGGCUAUUAAAUGCAUGUUUUUCGUUG